Messenger RNA from Tupaia belangeri chinensis (Chinese tree shrew), 2899 nucleotides. RefSeq lists its product as uncharacterized. Lineage: Eukaryota; Metazoa; Chordata; Mammalia; Scandentia; Tupaiidae. Bases 1257 to 2390 code for a protein of 377 amino acids. The record is from RefSeq and is a predicted model, not a curated record. The transcript is spliced from 2 exons.
ACGCAUAGCCGACCGCCAGAUCCAUCGUGAAACGCCGGCCAGGAGACCCCCGACCUCUCACGGACCCUCAGCCCUGUCUACACAGGGCCCGUCUCUGCACAAACACGAGAAGGCCGAGCUCUGGCUCACCGUCCAGCCUGUCUCUGGACUCAGGACAUCAGAGAUGCCCACUCUGCCGGGGCGACUCCACACCGUCCCUCUUCCAAGCAGCCCUGGGUUCCACAGCAGGAGGAACAGCCAUGAGGGCCGGAGCUUUCCCACCCCUCGACUCGCCACCCACCUGAGCUGAGGUGGAGGAGCACGGCAUGGAGCUGCCUCUGUGCACCCACCCGGGAGUGAGUUCUUGCUGCGCCUUUCAGGGGACGCAUGGUGACACCCGGCCAUCCAGAGCGCCACCACGCAGGCCGACAGGCUCAGGGCAGGCAUUGCACCCGGGCCGGGCCUUUGCAGGGUGAGCUCAAAGUGAGAGUGACAGCUUCGCCGGCACAGCCGGUCAUGGCCACCUCACCCCCGUGGUGUGUGUCUAGAGAAGGGACAGAACUGCCCACAUUGGGGACGUCCUGGCUGCUCUCGACGCAGAGCAGGGGGACCAGCGUGUGCUGUGUGAGUCGUCCCCGGGCUCAAGCUGCACCUGACAGUGGGAGCGGCCCGAGAAGCAAGAUGGUGCAGAGCGUCGGAGACCUGCCUGGCAGCUGGGAGGGUCCUUGCUGCCCCGCUGCCGAGGCUGUGGCAGGGGCUUCGUGUGCUCCUGGGGCUCUGUGGGAAGGCCUGGCUUUGGGCCUUGGUCUGACCUGAACCGCCGGCCGGCCGUGCCUGCGAUCUGGCCGGCUGUAAGGCUGAGUGGUUGGGUACACAGGGCCCUGUCGGGGGUCUCUGUCUCUCUCUCAUGAAAAAAAGCAGCAAACUUCAGGACAAGACUUCUAGGCCAUACAUCCCUUUGAAAAGCGAGAGCUUCUCUUCUCAAAGUGACCUGCACUUCGAACGUCACGCGUGGUCUCCAGACCUCCUUCAUGCCCGGGGGGCGGGGGGGUCACAGCCCCUCCUGGAAACACCCUGCCAGCCCCCGCGCACGUGGCCCUGUGCUGAAGGAGGGGGGUCCAAGCAGGGCGGAGCAUGGAGGGAAGAUCACCCACCGCAACAUCGGGCAUCCUGGGAAACCGCGGACGCCUCUUCUCACCUGGGGACUAUCGGAGGUCACAGCUCCCGCCACCCUCGCCUGAGGGGAGGCCAGGGACAGAGGGCAGCAGGGGAUAAACAUGCAGCCAGAGAGAAGCAGAUGCGACCCAUCCUCCGGAAAGGGUCCAGCAGCAGAACCAGAGGAAGUCACGGCCAUGGGUUCCCCACCUUCCCCAGCCGACAGGGCCAGGCUGGACCAAGACACCAGAUUGCCACCCAGAACGCAGGGACAGUGCAUUCCACAGCCGAGCCUGCGCCCUGAGUUAGCUGGGGUAUCUCGGUGCCAGAGAGGUGCAGGCCCCAGUCGGGAGAGGCCUUCGACACGCCCAAGAGCUCUCCACAGCCUGCCGGGUCCCACGGCGCUGACCGCAUCACUAGCCUUUCUGUCACCCCCCCGCUCGGAUCUCGGAUGUCAGAAAGGGCUGAGCCAGAGAAGCGGGCCAGGCACCCUCCCAUGCACCGCCACCCUCCGCCUCGCCCUGAGUGCAUCGGGCAGGGCUGAGUUGCGGCCUCCCACCACACCCAGCUCUCGAGCCAUAGCCCAUGCUUGGGGACCUCCCCUCCAGCCUGGCUGGACAUUUCCUGCAGCCGCUUCCCGCCCCAGCUCCUGCCAGGCCGCAUUCCAUGUUCCUUGCUGUGCACGCUUGCUGGAGACAGCCGUGCAGCUGCCCCUGGCCUCUCGGAUCCUGCAGGGUCUCGGGACCCUCGGGCGAGCCCUAGGCUCAGCCUGGGAGACAAAGGAGUCUCUCAGAGCCUGCCGAGUGCUUCCUCAGCCCGCACCCGACCGACCUCGCAGAGUCCCAGAGCACCCCGUCUGUCACUCCCGAGCUGUGCGAGUAUCCGCGGAGGAAGGGCCGGCCGGCCUCUGGCAUGGAGACCUCGGGGGUGGGUGGGCUGAGCCCGUGUCUCACCGCCUGCUCCCCAGGCCGCUCUCACGGUGUUGGCCACGGGGCCCGAGCAUCACAGUAGGCUUGGUGCUGAGCACAUCUCAAAGCACCGGCUGCCGCAGGAAUUUUGUGAAAAAGUGGAAUGAAGGCAUGAGUUCCCUUGGUGCACAAAUUCUGAAACUCACGCUUACACCCACCAAGCGCAAUUUCCACGGGCUUCCGAGGGCCUCAGUAUUUGCUGACCGACUAACUCAGGCAGGAAGGGGUCGGCCCCGCGAGCCGGGCCAUGGGUCAGCGAAAUGCGCUCGCCGCUUUUCGAGCACGUAAACUGCUAUUCUUUAUAGGGUCCCCGUGCCUCAGAGCUAACGUCAUCUGGUCCCCAGAACGUGACUCUGAGCGUUUUCUCUGUGGUGGGGACGGAGACUUCAGGGCCGAUCUGCCCUGCUGUCUGCUGGGACAGCUAAUCACCACAUCGGCCACUGCCUGCCCACACCACGGGCCCUGAAGCAAAGGCCCCCCCAACAUGGUGACAUUCCAAAGGCGGGGACCCUGCCACCCGGAGCCCACAGCAUGGCCUGCUCAUCUGACAGACCCGGCCAGGGAGGCGUGACCAUGUGACGCACUCUCUGGAGUGCCACCAACCGGUGCUGGAAGGCAUCUGCUUUAGAAGCGCUUCAAAGAAUCCGCAGAAGGCCCAGAAGCCCCACUACCCGAGCCCCCUGCUCAGUGAGCCGACAGCAGGGGCAGGGAACACCGGAGCGGCGGCCAGGAGAGAGACUGGCACCAUGAGGACAGUCGCUGAGCUCAGACCGCCUCGGCUGGAUGACCUCCCGCGG